AUGUUUCGCUGUUGGUGGAAGCGAAUUCAACGUUAUGCUGACGGUCAAGGAACCAUUUCUAACAUUCUACUCUUCUCUCUUUUCAAGCACCGUGGAACUCUUCAAAAGAAGUUCAACGCAGCUGUUGUCCUUGUCUCCCUUAUUGCCUGUGCCUCAGCUGCACCGACUGCCACGACCACACCUGCGCCUCAGACUCCAAAUGAGAAGCCCAAUGACCCUGAUAUCGUUUUUGCGCUCAGCCCAGCAAAUGACUGUGGAGACUCAAAUUUUACCAACGGAAGUUCACCAGCCUCUCCUCUAGCUGCUGACUGCUUGAAAAUCGCUUCCAACAUCGCCGCCGAUGGAACCUGA
Messenger RNA from Trichophyton verrucosum HKI 0517, 351 nucleotides. RefSeq lists its product as uncharacterized. The record is from RefSeq and is a predicted model, not a curated record. The coding region runs from base 1 to 351 and encodes 116 amino acids. NCBI's taxonomy places the organism in Eukaryota, Fungi, Ascomycota, Eurotiomycetes, Onygenales, Arthrodermataceae. The transcript is spliced from 2 exons.